AUGAGGAUCAGCUGUUGGACCUGGUGCGGGGGGGGGGGGGGGGGAGCGAGUGACGUCAGCUGUCACGGCCGCGCGGGCAUCCGGCCCGGUGUGUCAGGUUCCCCCGUCCAAGCGACGCCGGCGGCGCUGCAGUCGUCGACGGACCCUCUGACCCGGGGCAUGGCAGCGCUCGCCGCGGCUCUGGCCGCCGCAGCCCUCCUAGCCGCCUGGCGCCUCUCUUCCGCCACCGCCGUAGAAAAUCAGACCUACGAUGCCAUGCUCAAGUGCCAAGAUGAACUACAGUUGGAUGAUGAUACUUUUAAGGAGUUGGUACUGAAAAUUCCUAAGGAAGAAAAUGAAAUGUCCAGAUGCUUUCUGGAGUGUACGAUGAAGAAUCUAGGCCUGAUAAGUUAUGGGGAGGUGGAUACCAAAAAACUUACAAAACACCUUAAGAAUUCUAUUCCUCUUACUGAAGAUUUUGAAAGACGUCUUGUGAAGAACAUACAGGAAUGCAACUUAAAGUAUGCUGGCGGAAACUGCAUGAAGACUUACAAAAUAUGGAAAUGCAUCGUGGAAUAUUUAUGAUACGUUAAUAAUAAUAUUGUAUGUGUGAAAAUAUGUGACUAUCAAGCCAAAAGUUACACUCCUAGCUAAGGGGUGUGUUGUAUUAGCAAUUAAUAUUGCUCUUUAUUUCAUUUCCGACUAUCAAAAUACUUAGUUAAGUAUUUAAUCAUGAUGUUACAAAAUCUAAAACAGAAACCAUUAUUUGAAUGACCUGGCUAUGUGUAUUAUAUAGAAAAUGUUUAUCGUUUUAUUGUUUAUAGAAUUUACAUUACCUGGUCUCUUAAAAAAACAAUGAUAAAAUAUGUUUUCACAUCCGCUUUUCAUUAUACAUCCAUGUGAUUGUACGUGACACUGUAAGUCUUAAGGAAUACGGAUAAUGGAGCUACAACCAGCUUGACUCUUCAAGAAAUAGCGAUUCUCUAGCAAUUAUAAUUAGGUUUUCGGAUUAUAUUUACACGUUUCUCACAACAGUUACAACCAAAGUGACAUAUGGUGCGACAUAAAAUUUUCAAUUAUGCAUGGAGUGUUUACGUGGGCGUAACCACAUUGCUAUAGUAAAUUAAUGUAAUACAUUUUAAUUAAAAACAUCCAUGUGUAUAUGACUUUACAAAUAACUUUACAAAAAUACACUGUUAAAAACUCCAAGUACCAUUCAGUGGUGACUGUAUAUUCUUCGAAAGUUUUCCGUUCCAGUGGAGUGCAUAUUAUGUACACAUUAAAGGCUCAAUUAAAUUUUUUAAUGGCUUGUGUU
Bacillus rossius redtenbacheri is the source of this 1294-nucleotide messenger RNA. RefSeq lists its product as uncharacterized. Lineage: Eukaryota; Metazoa; Arthropoda; Insecta; Phasmatodea; Bacillidae. Gene Ontology annotation, molecular function: odorant binding. The transcript has 6 exons. The record is from RefSeq and is a predicted model, not a curated record. The coding region runs from base 1 to 564 and encodes 187 amino acids.